GGUACAACCGGCCACGGUCGGAUAUCAAUAAGCAAAACUUUGCCAGCUAUCAGUCGGUUUAGUCGAUUGGUUUCCAUUAGGUCUAAUAUUACCACAGUGACCAGUGAUUGAUCCAGUAACAAAACCGUACGAAAUGUUCAGAAUCUCUUCUCGGUGAACCAACGAUACCUCAUCAAUUCAUCAUGUUGCUGAAAACUUUCGCAUUGCUGCUACUGCUGGGUGUGAUGCUAGUCCGAAAUGCACAUGGCCAAAGUCAAUCCAGGUGUAUAUUUAGGAAAACGUGCGUCGAAUGUUUGGAUGCUGAUUACUCCUGUGCUUGGUGUACGGAUGAGAACUACGGUAUGUACAAGCACCGCUGCAUGACUUUCGACGAACUGGUGGCGUCCAACUGCAGCAGCAGCCAAAUCGAGACGAACGCAGAUUUCAGUAAGCUAGAAGUUUUGGAAAACCGACCCCUACGGGACUAUGACCGCGAAAAGCUAGAAGCAUCUCAGAUAAGCCCGCAGCGCUACCGGAUUCACCUGGGGAAGUUGGAAUCCCAUUCGUUCAAGUUCACCUACAAACCGGCCAAGAACUACCCGCUGGAUCUGUAUUACCUGAUGGACCUAACCUGGUCCAUGAAGGACGAUCGGGACACUUUGAUCAACAUGGGUGAUCAACUGGCGAAGGCUCUGGCCAAUCUAACCGAAAACUAUCGGCUGGGUUUUGGAAGUUUCAUCGAUAAGCCCGUCAUGCCAUUCAUCCAAACCGAGAAGGACCGUGUGCUGAACCCCUGUAGCACCGAGCGGGACGUUUGUGAGCCAACGUAUGGGUUUCGUCACAGGCUGGAGAUCACCAAGAACAUCAAUCAGUUCAUUGAGAAGUUGAAGACUAGCAGCGUGUCGGCGAACUUGGACAAUUUGGAGGGGGGUUUGGACGCGUUGAUGCAGGUGUUGGUGUGUGACGAUCGAAUCGGAUGGGGGAAGAAUACGAGGAAGAUAGUUAUUUUGGCUACGAAUGGGCUCAUGCACAUGGCUGGCGAUGGGCUACUGGCUGGAAUAACGGAACGGAAUGAUAAGGAGUGUCAUCUGUCGGCAGAUGGCGAAUACACUGGAACCCUGACGUAUGAUUAUCCAUCUCUGGAGCAAAUUUAUAGAGUUCUGGGUAAAUCGAAAACGGCUGUAAUUUUUGCAGUCACUGACGAACUGAAGGAUUAUUAUUGGUCUAUGCGGGAGUUGAUGUCGGAGUUCACCAGUGUUGGACUGCUGCAGGACGAUUCAUCAAACAUCCUACAGCUGGUCGACACAGGUUACAGGGACUUUGUGAAACGUGUAGAGUUCACAGACAAUGCCCCAGCUUACAUCCAGAUUACCUAUAAGACCGAUUGUGGCGGGGUUUACAAGACACCGCAACCAACGAGUAAAUGUGACAACAUAGAAAUAGGGAAGGAGUAUGAUUUUUUCGUGGAGGUUCGACUGCUGGAUUAUCCGAACGGGGCAGACUCAAACCUGACGGUCAAGAUAGAAGAAACGUUGAUCAGCAAUGAGGGAGUGGAGUUGGAGAUCUUCAUCAGAGAGGCUUGCCAAUGUGAGCUGGAGGAAGCACCAACGGAGGGUAGUGAGAUUUGUGGCGGAAAUGGUGAAUAUUCGUGUGGAAUGUGCCGCUGUCAUGCCGGAUGGGUUGGCAAAAUUUGCGAGUGCGAUUUGCGCAGCUUCGAAAGCAGUGACGACCUGUUAAGGCAAUGCCAGGCGGAGAGCGAAUUCGAUGAACCUGGUCCCAUUUGUUCCGAUAAGGGCGAAUGCCUAUGCGGCCAAUGUAUAUGCAAUCCGGGAUUCGACGGACGCCACUGCGAGUGCAGGGAAUGUAUGCCAUUAUUCGGUAUGAUCUGUAGCGAUCAUGGGGAAUGCGACUGCGGUGCCUGUAAAUGCCAUGAAGGAUGGUCAGGCGAAGAAUGUGACUGCUCAACGGAUGAGGCCACCUGCAAAGCACCACAUAAGGAUCAAAUCUGCUCUGGCCGAGGCGAGUGCAUGUGUGGCAAAUGCAACUGCGACGAAACGUACUUUGGGCCUUACUGCGAAGUAACAGCCGGAUCUGAAUCGGAACUGUGCUCAUUUUAUGAGGAGUGUGUCCGCUGUGCUAUUCACAAGAAGCUGGGAAGGCAAUGUGACUCCAUUGAGGGUGAAUGUAAGUCCAAGCUAGGACUGUACAAGGCCGAGUUCAUCAACACUUUGGGCGAUACUCUGAACUGCACGGCCCGCAUCACAAACGACGGUCAAACGUGUGACUACAAAUACACCUACGAGCUGGAGGAACGCCUCACAGUGCUUAGAAUCAUGGAUCAAGACUGCACCCAAAUCAACAAGGCAACCGCAUUUAUGACCAUUGCAGGGCUGACGCUUCUGUUGGGCCUGAUGUUCGUGGUUGCCUAUAAGGUAAAAACGCAUUUGGAAGAUCAGCGGCUGUACCGGCUCUUCCAGGAGGAACAAAUGAAUCAAACGUCGUACGAAAUGACCAGUCCGCUGUACAAGUCGCCGGUCAGCGAGUUUCAGGUGCCCAAAGAGAUAGCCGACAUUGAGUUGAAGUAAAGGUGACGAGAGUAGAGUGGAAUAAAUUGCGCCUUGCGGUAGACAAUAUGCAGGGUGGGUUAGAGCCAUUCACGAUUGAUUAAGGGAGUGUUAGAGUUCGUAGCCGAUGACUGCUUACAAGCACUCAUUUGCUCUCUUAUCAACUCAAGACGUUUUAAAAGUAAAUUUAAUGUUUUAAUGAUUUUUAUGGAAUUGCCAAAGAGAAAAAUGAAUAAUGAAUUCAUAGUAUCUAUAGUUAAGUA
Aedes albopictus (Asian tiger mosquito) is the source of this 2806-nucleotide messenger RNA. RefSeq names its product integrin beta-nu (gene Itgbn). Gene Ontology annotation, cellular component: integrin complex; cell surface; focal adhesion. Gene Ontology annotation, molecular function: integrin binding. NCBI's taxonomy places the organism in Eukaryota, Metazoa, Arthropoda, Insecta, Diptera, Culicidae. The record is from RefSeq and is a predicted model, not a curated record. Bases 183 to 2564 code for a protein of 793 amino acids. The transcript is spliced from 7 exons. Gene Ontology annotation, biological process: cell migration; cell-matrix adhesion; cell adhesion mediated by integrin.